Anoplophora glabripennis (Asian longhorned beetle) is the source of this 825-nucleotide messenger RNA. Its product is annotated as high mobility group protein I-like. Lineage: Eukaryota; Metazoa; Arthropoda; Insecta; Coleoptera; Cerambycidae. The record is from RefSeq and is a predicted model, not a curated record. The coding region runs from base 115 to 450 and encodes 111 amino acids. The transcript is spliced from 4 exons. Gene Ontology annotation, molecular function: DNA binding.
UGCGGAACGCUUUGGAACGAUCGGCGUAGCUCAUAGUUGCCUUGUGUGUCUGUUUGAUUUCUAUUUUGAUUUCAUCCCAAGUGUGUCUUAACUCGCACAAAACACACUACAGAGAUGUCCGACGACGCAGUUGCUGCUCCGGGAAAGAGGGGGCGCAAAUCCAAUGCGGAGAAAGCUGCGGCAGAAAAAAACGAAAAGGCCGCAGAGUCCAAGAAACGUACCAAGAAAGAUACAAAGGAUGCAAAAGAAGCAGAGGAAGACGAAGCGUCUCCAGUGAAGAGGGGUAGGGGCAGGCCCAAGGGCACCACGAAAAAGAAGAGCCCCGUCAAACCAAAAGCCAAAUCAGGCCGGGGCCGCGGCAGACCAAAGAAGAAAGAGGAGGAGUCCAAGGACUCCGGCGAGGAGGACGGAGAGGAUAACGACGCCGGCGAGGAAGAGGACGACGACUAGACCUCUCGUCAAGCAAGAAGAUCGCGGACCGUGAGCCUGGAGGAACCCUCCCCGUUUCGUUCUUUCCUUUCCCCCCCCCCACCUCAAGGCCGAUGCCACAUCCAUCGCCAGGUCUCGUAAAAUCAUUCCACUCGCGUGCCAUCUCACGUUUAAGUGUGUCCUCCUCCGUUCCCGCCGGGCUGACGGCCUCAGUACAAUACAAUAAGGAAUACUUCUUAGUUUUUAAGCCCCCCCACAUGUUUAUUUACCAUUAGCAUUGUUUCAUGUUCUGUCCGGUCGGAGUCUCUGUGUCGCAGUAAAACUGCGGGAAAUCUUUUAGUUUGCGUCGAAACAAAAUUAUAUUCGUAAGUUAAUAUACAGUAAUUUUAAGAUAAA